CAAAUUUUAAAAUAUUUUAUUUUGGUUUUUAUUCGUUCUUUGUAGAUUGCAAUUUUUUAGGUGUUUAGCAUGUUUUUAUUGAUGCUUUAAGUACAAUUUCUAUUAAAAUAUAUUCUUCAAGACGAUAAAACACACGUCAUGUCCGAAAUAGACUACCAAUUAGCCUUGCUGUUGCAACACAAAUACGACCAGGAACGUCGGGAUUGCGAAGUCGCCAAAGCCCUCCAAGAAACCUUCGAAAACGAGCAAAAAACCCAACAAGAACCUAAUUUAAACGACUCCUCGAUCGCUCGAUCCCUACAAGAACAAUUCGAAAAGGAAAUCGAUGAACAGCAACCCAACCAUAAUUUAGUUUACUCGAAUACAUCAAGCAAAACCUCUGACAACACAUCUGCAUCACUUACUGACCCCUCCUGGGAGGUGGUAGAUCCCACUCCUGAUAUCCACAAUUUAUUCGUCGCCUUCAGCGAGAGGUUCUUCUGGAACCGACUGGGCUCGGUCACAGUGGGCUGGAGCAAACGGAUGACUUCGUGCGCCGGGGUGUGCACCUACCGAGGCAGAGGAGGCAUGUGCACCAUCGCUUUGAGCGAGCCCUUGCUGAAGCUGAGGCCGAGGAAGGACCUGGUGGAGACGUUGUUGCACGAGAUGAUCCACGCUUACCUGUUUGUGACCCAUAAUAACAGAGACAGGGACGGGCACGGUCCGGAGUUCCAGAAGCACAUGUGCCGGAUUAAUCAGGAAGCAGGAACAAACAUAACAAUCUAUCAUAGUUUUCACGACGAGGUAAGGCUGUAUCAGCAACACUGGUGGAGAUGUUCAGGUCCUUGUCAAAAUUGGAAACCCUAUUUUGGAACGGUUCGUCGCGUAAUGAACAGAGCUCCAGGACCUAAUGAUAAGUGGUGGGCCGAGCAUGCCCGAAACUGCGGAGGACAAUUCGUAAAGAUUAAAGAACCAGAAAAAUCUGUUAAGAAACCGGUGGAAGUAAAAAAGAAUUUACCUGACAUUAGAAAAUACUUUAAUACCUCGAAUAAUUCCACGACUGUUCCUCAUAGUUCGACCACAGUGAAUAAAACUCCAUCGACAUCUAGUAAUAUCGUCGGAUUUAGCGACAUCAACCGAAAAAACAAUACAUUCAUUAGAAAUAGUUCUAGUACAGUGGUGAUUAAUAAAACUUCUAAAGGUGGACCUAAAUCAAAUCUAAACAAAACUUCGAAACCGAGCGCCAUACAAGUACAAGAUAAGAUCAAGUCCACACCAUCAACGGAUAAUAAUCCAGAUUACAGUGUUGUGCGUAAUCAUUGGGCGAGCAAGUAUUCAACGAAUAAUUCUGGAAAUUCGGCUUCUUCAAAUCACCCUCAAUGCGCUGCAGAUGAAGUGUCAAUUCGACCGGGAAAACGUGUUAAAACGUCAACUUACGCGAAUUGCCCAUGUUGUGGUGUAGAGGUAGAUGAACUGUUGAUGAAUCAACAUUUAGAUGAAUGCCUUAAUAGUGUUAGUUGGGAAAAAGAGGAUGAGCCGUUAUGUGAGGAGACUCAUUGUGAUAAUUUAGGGUCAACAGUAAAGUGCUUGGUUUGUGAUAAAAAUAUCAGUAAAUCUGAUCUGAAGAAGCAUUUAGACCUUUGCGUUAACUUGAGUAAUAUUUUUGAUGUGGAUAACGAACCUGUAGAGACAGGGAAUUAUUAGUUGUAUUGUGAAGGCAAUUGAAGACCUUGAUGCAAGAAGAGGACAGCUCCAUGUUUCAAAUCUGUUCAGGAACAAGGGCUUUUCAGUAUCGUUCUUCCCCCGAAAUACAGACUGUUACAACUCCUUUAAUAUCUUAUUGGAUAUUAGUUGGAGCUGGUUCGUUCUUCCACACAAACAGAGAGAUUAUUUUUACUUUAAAUAUUCCAAUAAAAAGACAGAAAACCAGUAAAAAGGAGUGGAGCUGUCUCCUUCGUACACCGAGGUCUUCAAUUGUCUCUUGUAUUGUCGUUGAUAUCGAUAAUGAGUUGUAAGAUAUAAUGUAUUAUCAACUUCCUACUUUUUGAUUUCAAAUUUUGUGUCAACAGCUGUAUCUACUAAUAGU
Molecule: messenger RNA, 2065 nt
Organism: Phyllotreta striolata
Lineage: Eukaryota; Metazoa; Arthropoda; Insecta; Coleoptera; Chrysomelidae
Source: the annotation of a GenBank genome assembly